Musca vetustissima is the source of this 1071-nucleotide messenger RNA. RefSeq names its product THO complex subunit 6 (gene thoc6). Bases 1 to 1071 code for a protein of 356 amino acids. The transcript is spliced from 2 exons. Gene Ontology annotation, cellular component: transcription export complex; THO complex. Gene Ontology annotation, biological process: mRNA export from nucleus. Lineage: Eukaryota; Metazoa; Arthropoda; Insecta; Diptera; Muscidae. Gene Ontology annotation, molecular function: protein binding. The record is from RefSeq and is a predicted model, not a curated record.
AUGUCCCCAUUGCUGCCCCUGAGAGAUCCCUUCGAGGAUUACAAUAUAAAACGUUUUUAUAAUUGUGUUUGUGCCCAGACCAUAUCAACAUCGGGCAGGUUUCUGUUUGCCGGUAAUCGGGCAGGAGAUAUUUUUGUACAAAACAUUACCAAUUUCCAAAAUUCCGAAGAAUUGCGACCAUCUUUAAAAAUAUACCCCCAGGGGGAGGAAUGUGAAAUCAAUUGUUUAAGUUUUCAUCGAGAGUUCCUGAUUGUGGGUUCGAUUGGUGUGGUGUAUGGUUUGAAAUGGGUUGAAGAUAAGGCUGAAUUGGCCACUGGUCGGGCAUGGGAAAUUAAGAUUCCCAUUGAUGUGGAGGCCAUUGAGGUUCCAGAUGUCAAUUUUAUGUGGUUGCGUCCCGAAACAGAUUUCCUUUAUGUUGGUUGCGGUGAUAAUAUCAUUUAUGAACUAAACUUAGAAGAUGGCCGUAUAUCGCGCAGUUUUAAGGGCCACGAAGAUUACAUACAUGGUGUAUGCGGUUCGGGUGCUGAUCGAUUAUAUUCUGCCUCUGAAGAUGGCACGAUUCGUAUGUGGGUGACAAAUCAAAAAGAUUCCACCGGCCUCAUUGAACCAUACAAAAAGGAUACAUUGGCCCGGCCUGAAAUGGGAAAAUGGCAAGGUGCAUUGGCGACCAACGAUGAUUGGCUACUGUGUGGUGGUGGACCCAAAUUAUCUCUCUGGCAUUUACGUUCCAUGGAGUGUACAAGUGAUUUUCCAUUUCCCGGCAAGGUUCACGUUUGUGAUUUUGUCGAAGAUAUGGUAUUUGUUGGUGGGGAACACACCAAUGCCCAAUUCUACGCCAUGAAUGGUAAAUUACGGGCUGACAUAAAAACAGAAAACACGGCAGUAUAUUCGGCUGUAUGGAAAACGGAGCCGGAACGUUUUAUGUCCAUAGCUGGCUAUAGUAAUUGGCUGUCGAUAUUAAAUGAUUUUCGGUUUUUGGACAGCAAAAUUGAAUUGUAUGAAAGUAAAAAUAACAACAAUGACAAUACAACAACCAGUACAAUUAAGUGUGAAAAUAUGAUGGGAGAGUAA